AUGUCCAAAAACAAAGACCCCAACUCACUCAUAAACAUCCAACAUGACUACAUAUACAACAAGAUCAAAAGCAUUCAACAACCGAAGGAGAUUUACAACUUGGUGAUUGAUAAGAAAGUCGAAACCAUACUAUAUAAAACCUUCACCAAGGAACAAUUGUUGCGAAUAGUGGCAUCAGUUGAACUAAUUGCUUCAGAACGAAGGAAAAACACCUACAUGACAGCAAUCUACAUGGUUGAACAAUCAAUCUACAAUUUGAAAUGUAUAAUGGCUGAUGUCACCACAAAGAGAUACAAGCGAGGAAUGACGCUAUUUGCCUAUCAAGAUGAAGAUGUUGACCCAAAGGGAACCAAGUUUUUCAACAAUAAAUUUCUUGCCAAUCCUGCCGUUGUUGAUUACUUGACUUAUAUUGGCCGCAUCAACUUUGAAUACAAUGCCGUGGAAACGAGGGUGUUUUUAACUGAUGACAAGACUGCCAACUCAAUGCCGAUUUAUUACAACAAAAAUGUACUAAACUUUGUCAUGCCUCAAAUUAAACAAGUGGCCAAAUGUUUGUUAAAUGUCAUGAUUUCAAUGGAAGAAUACCCGUUUAUUAGAUUUUAUCGACCAGUGGAUGCCAAUUACGAUGCUAAACGGUUACCCGAAUUGAUUGCCGAUGAAUUUCAAAAACAAAUGGAUGAGUAUUGUCGUAGUAAUCAAAACUACCCUACACCCGAAGUAUCAGCCAAGACCAGAUCGAUUUUGUUGAUUACUGAUCGUACUAUUGACUUGUUUGCUCCAUUGUUGCAUGAAUUCACCUAUCAAGCAAUGGCGAUGGAUAUAGUGCAAAGUUUGGAAAGAGAAGGGGUUUUCAAAUACCAAAGUGAAAAUGAAAAGGGUGAAGUCAAUGAUGUUGAAGCAACUUUGAAUAAUGAAAAUGAUGAAGAUUGGGUCAAUUUGCGACAUUUGCAUAUUAUUGAAAGUUCGGAAUUGAUUGUCAACAAGAUUACUGAGUUGGUAAAGAACAAUCCAUUAAUGAUUGAUCGAUCGAAAGCUAGUACUUCAUCCGAUUUAAUGUACAUUGUUGCUCAUUUAAAAGGAUUUGAUGAAGAGAGAAGACAAUUGACAUUACACAAGACUCUAAUUGAUAAAUGUCUUGAUAUCAAUGCUCUGAGGAAAUUGGCUGAAUUUGCUGCUGAUUUUGAACAAACUUGCUGUGCUGAUGGGGUCAGUUUUGAAGGUGAGCGUAACAAACACUUGCAUGAUGAUUUAAUUGUCCUUUUAGCAAGAGAUGAUUUACAUAUAAAUGACAAGAUGAGAUUGAUUUUGAUUUAUGCUUAUUACCGAGGCGGAUUAAUUCGAGCCGAUUUCGAGAAGUUGAUUAAAUUUAUUGGUGUUGAUGAUCGACACAUUACUGGAUUGAUGGAACGAUGUUUUAAUAAUGUUGAUAAAUUGGGGUUCCAGUUGUUCAAAACUGAUAUUAAGGAUAAACCAUUUGGUAAACAGUAUUUCCAUACUAUAAACAACGAAGGCACGUAUAAUACCAGUAGGUAUACCCCCGGUGUCAAGACGAUUAUGCAAAAUGUUGCCAAGUAUUCCUUGGAUAGGGAAUGGUUUCCGUAUUUCCGUGAUAUCCCAUUAGACGAUGAAGUAGUUGUGACUGAGCCAAAGGGGUCCAAUGCCAAGAAGGAUUUACAAUCAAGUGGUACUUUAAGAAACCCAAGAAUUAAAGCUAGUUGGGCAUCACAAACGGGGACAUCGUCAAGUAACCUUUCGCGAUAUGGCGGUGGUGGAGGUGUUGGUGGCCAUAAACAAAAACAACGCAUCUUUUGUUAUGUUGCUGGUGGUAUCACCUAUAAUGAAAUUAGAUCCAUUUAUGAAUUAUCGAGUUCGUUGAAUAAGGAGUUUUACAUUGGAUCUGAGCUGAUUCUUAGACCAAGGGAUUUCCUCAUUGGAUUACAGAAUCUAAGUGAAAACAAGACAUUAGAAGCAUUGGAUUUGAAUAUCGUCAAGGAGUCAAUGAAGAGUGAAGAUAUACCUGAUUUUUUGUAUAAUGAUGGAAGUAGCAGUAUCCCAAGACCCAUCCCUCGUCAACAAAUGUCUGGUCAAGUUCCAAUCAGAGGAGCUGGAUAUCCUCCACAACACCAACAACACCAACAACACCAGCAACAACCACACCCACAACUGCAACCACAAUUUGGUCAAGUUUCCUCGUUUCAACAACAAGUUGAACAGCAACAGCAAAUGUAUGCAAAAGCUCAUGGAAUCAACCAUGAGUCUGGGUCAUCUUCCAAUGGUGCAGGCUCUACUAGUGGCCAUUACAAAAAGAGAAGCUCGAAAUCAGGUGGUGGUGGUGGUGAGUCGAGUAGUGGUAGUAGCCCAGCUCCACCUGGGGGUGGUUCUGCUGACGGAUCUGGUUCAUCAUCUUCAGGUAAACGAUCAAGGUUGAAAAAAUUCUUCAAGUAA
Lodderomyces parapsilosis is the source of this 2445-nucleotide messenger RNA. It is a transcript of the gene SEC1, whose product is annotated as Sec1p. The coding region runs from base 1 to 2445 and encodes 814 amino acids. The record is from RefSeq and is a predicted model, not a curated record. Gene Ontology annotation, biological process: intracellular protein transport; vesicle-mediated transport. Lineage: Eukaryota; Fungi; Ascomycota; Pichiomycetes; Serinales; Debaryomycetaceae. Gene Ontology annotation, cellular component: plasma membrane; secretory granule. Gene Ontology annotation, molecular function: syntaxin binding. The transcript has a single exon.